Molecule: messenger RNA, 1551 nt
Organism: Oncorhynchus keta (chum salmon)
Lineage: Eukaryota; Metazoa; Chordata; Actinopteri; Salmoniformes; Salmonidae
Product: protein XRP2-like
Exons: 7
Coding region: 181-1290 (369 amino acids)
Biological process (GO): post-Golgi vesicle-mediated transport
Cellular component (GO): periciliary membrane compartment; cilium
Molecular function (GO): GTPase activator activity
Source: RefSeq, a predicted model, not a curated record
UGGGUAAGGAAACGGGAAGCUCAACUGCAGGUUUCGUGCGUGAUAAGCCCGAAACUGAGGUGUCUCGAAGACAGAAAUACCUGUAUAUUUCUUACAAAGUAGGCAAGGUAACUUCUCGGGACAGACUCUUAGUCAUAUAUUACUAUUCACCUUUGGUGGUUUUGUCGUUAAUAGGACAAAAUGGGUUGCUGGUUUUCCAAAAAAUCUAAAAGAAAAUCACCCGAAAAAGAACCGACGACGACGGUAGAAGAGAACACGACCAGCAACAACAUUGCCGUCAGCAGCAAUGCAACUGAGGAUCCACCUAAACAAUACAGCUGGGACAAACGUGAAAAGGUUGACCCGAAGGACUUCAUGCUAACGGGGCUGAAGGAUGCCACGGUGGGCCGUCUGCCAGGCAAGCUGAACGGACAGCAGUUUGUCAUUCAGGACUGUGACAACUGUAAGAUCUUCGUGUUGGACCACUCCGCCACCAUCACCAUCGACGACUGCACUAACUGCUGCAUCGUUAUGGGGCCAGUGAAGGGCAGUGUGUUCUUCAGGGACUGUAAGGACAUCAAGUGUGUGGUGGCCUGCCAGCAGUUCAGGACCAGGGACUGUAAGAAGAUGGAGGUGUUCCUGUGUUGCGCCACUCAGCCCAUCAUCGAGGCGUCCACGGGGAUGAAGUUCGGCUGCUUCCAGUACUACUACCCCGAGCUGGCCUUCCACUUCAAGGACGCAGGCCUCAGCAUCUUCAACAACAACUGGAGCAACGUCCAUGACUUCACGCCCGUCUCAGGGGAGACCAACUGGAGCCUGCUGCCUGAGGACACUGUGGUGUUGGACCAUGUUCCAGCCCCUGAUCCGGAGUCAGAGUUUAAAUCAGUCCGGAUCUCAGCUGAGGCAUCCCGCAGCAUCGUACCCAUGACCAAAGGAGGCAGACGCAAGGAGAGUGAUGAGUCCUGUCUGUUUGUGUUCUUCUCUGGGGACUACACCACUGCUAACGCCCGGAAACUCAUUGAUGAGGCCUCUGGGAAAGGGUUUGUGCUGAUCCAGACUAAGGAAGUGUCCAUGCGCCCAGAGGAUGUCAGCAGAGUGUUCCAGAACAAUGCAGAGGGACUCCUGGAGUGGAUCACCAACGGCCCAGUGACAGCUCUGGAGUUGAAUGGGGACGGGGUAGUGGAGGCCUGCAAGAGCAUGGCCAGUGACAUGUUCAGUGGAACCAAGAUGUUUGUUUCAGACAACAGAAAUACUUCCUCUCGAGAUGUGGACAACUUCUUCAACUUCGCUGACAUGCAGAUGGGCUUGUGAUUGAGUCACUGUAUGACAAUCAAAACUACACCACCGAUACACUUUUGUAUGUUGACAUUUUUUAUUGGUAGUAUGACCACUGGAUAUACCGGUAGGUAGGAGAGAGGACAGGUUGAUCAACAUAGUGAAUGUAGGUAGGAGAGAGGACAGGUUGAUCAACAUAGUGAAUGUAGGUAGGAGAGAGGACAGGUUGAUCAACAUAGUGAAUGUAGGUAGGAGAGAGGACAGGUUGAUCAACAUAGUGAAUGUAGGUAGCAGAGA